AUGAAUAUAUCCGGGACUCUUAACGUCUUCAGGCUGAUCCGGGACCCGGCUCUAUGUCUUCCGCAGCAUACAGUCUCCACAUUCAACCAUCUGCCGAUACCCUUGUCCAAAGCGUUUCCAAAGAAGGAUGGCGAGAAAGAGGUGGACAUCAGAGCAGUAGUCCUAGACAAGGACAAUUGUUUUGCCGUUCCGCACGCUAAUGAGGUGUACAAACCAUACAAUGACAAGUUUCGAGAGCUUCGGCGCACCUAUCCUAGCUCUAAGCUCCUCAUCGUUUCCAACACGGCCGGAACCGCUUCCGAAAAGUAUGAAGCUGAAGCAGCUAUUAUCGAAAAGAACACGGGCAUAGCAGUCCUCCGGCAUUCAACUAAGAAGCCAGGGUGCAAAGACGAGGUCCUUUCCUACUUUAUGCAACAUCCGGACUCCGGCGUAACUUCGCCAUCUCAAAUCGCCGUAGUUGGAGACCGUUUGUUCACCGACGUCAUGAUGGCUAAUCUCAUGGGAAGCUAUGGGUUCUGGGUCAAGGAUGGUGUCGUUGAGCGGAAGAACUUCUUUGCGAGAGUGGAGGACCGAGUAUCGAGCUUCUUGUUGAAAAGGGGUUAUUGCGCUCCUGACCCCAGAAGCAGUUUCGAAUAA
Molecule: messenger RNA, 636 nt
Organism: Trematosphaeria pertusa
Lineage: Eukaryota; Fungi; Ascomycota; Dothideomycetes; Pleosporales; Trematosphaeriaceae
Product: HAD-superfamily phosphatase
Exons: 3
Coding region: 1-636 (211 amino acids)
Biological process (GO): cardiolipin biosynthetic process
Cellular component (GO): mitochondrion
Molecular function (GO): phosphatidylglycerophosphatase activity
Source: RefSeq, a predicted model, not a curated record